CAAUCAGGUCAAACGCACACUGCUUUGCUCCUGUGACAGUCAGAAUCAGAAACAUGGCGUUACGGGAGCUAUCGUCGCUGGAGAAAUACUUAGGAUUGAAAAAGCCGAACAAGUACAGUACACAGGCGGAUAAAAAGAUACCUGUGCUACAGAAUAAUAAUGGUCCUCCACUGGUAGGGCUGGUGACUAUCGCCUGUCACCUGGUGAAAGAGGCCAAGCGCCCAAACCUGCUGGGAGAGUGUGCAGAGAGCAGGGCUGUGGUGCAGCAGUGGCUGGAGUACCGAGUCACCAAGCUGGACGGCUGCACAAAGGAAGACAUCAAGACCAUCCUGAAGGACCUCAACCUCUACCUGCAAGACAAGGUCUACAUGGCUGGCAACCAGUUCACCUUAGCUGACCCUUUCAUGUACUAUGGAAUCCAUCCACUCAUAGUGGACUUGGCCAUCCAGGACAAGGAGCAGUAUGUGAACGUGACGCGAUGGUUCGACCACAUUCAGCACUACCCCGGCAUCCGACACCACCUCCCUCCCGUAGUUGUGCCCAGGAACAGACUUUACACCAGCAAACACCACUGAGACGCGACCCCCACACCCCCCUCCCAUCCCAGCCUGACUCAUCACAAGCUCGUCUGUCUGUUGGACUAGACCUAGGCAAAUUAUCUCCUAAAAUCCAAGAGCGUAUUGCUUCAUUAUCACAAUUUGAGGAGGUUUCCACAUAGUCACUUCUAUCCAAGAUCUCCUUUUAUCGGAUCAUGAUUCCUGCCUUAAUGUUUUGUCCUGGUCACAUACCUAAACCCUGUUUGCUCUUUGGAUUUUUUUUAAAUAUAUAUGUUUAACCAUGGAAAUUAAUAACAAAACAACUAAAGCCUAACAGCUUUAGUGUAUGAGGAACUGAAACGCCAUUAAGGGAUUGCUUACUAAUAAAUUCAAGUUCGGUUCAUAUUCUUUAACUUCUCAAUCAUUUAGUCCUGCUCACACUAAAACAAGUUUGGUGUCUUAACCCUUAUUCAGUAACUAUGGAGCAAAGAUGUGAGACACUCACGUUGGUCUUUUAUGUUUUUUGUUGCAAAUUCUUUUGUAGGACUUUUGGAAGUCUUCGUUUGUAUGGUUGUUUUCAAAGGGAAAGCUGUACUGUUUGCGGUGAAGUGCUGCUAGCUUGUUAAAAAGGUGUUUCUGUUUAUAAAUUGUGGUUUAAUGGUUUAAUUUUUUUUUGGAGAGGUUUUAAAAGACUUCAAAGAUUUUACUUAACUGGUAUUAUGUCCUCAGGACAAACAGCGUCCUUCAGGCCAUAUCAAUGCAUUUCCUGCAACAGUUUGUCCAAAUAAAUGUGGUUGCUGGUUCAGCAUCAUAACCCCAUAAUGACCACAGUCAUUCUGCCAGCUCUCUGCCCUAAAGAACAUAGUCGUCUCUCUCAGCUCGCAUCCCUAUCAGGACUGUUUUCUUAGGAUUUUAUGUUUUUUUACAUGCAACUCUAAGCCAUUUCACUGGACAGUGUGUGUGUGUGUGUGUGUGUGUGAUUACAUCCGCUCUCUGUCCCACUUCCUCACCACCAGUCGUGUGGGCAGCAGUGAGCAGUUGAGCGUCAGCCCCAGAGUCAGAGAUCAGAGUGAGGCUCCAAUCAGUCCCACUACCACCACUGUUGAUGCUGCAGGCCAGAGAGAGGGCAGCGGGCUCACCAGCUGCCACACAGAGCCAGCCAGCCAGCCAAGGCCAGAACCCAGACCCCUGGGCGACAGUCAGCCACUGUGUGUCAUUUCAACCCUCGCUCUCCCACGGGGCUACUGGCGAGAGAAGGACGAAGGGAGGGAGGGAGGGAGGGAGGCCAUAGAGAGGAAAAAGGAAAAAGAGCACCCAGAGGCCGAGGGAUCUUUUUGUGACGUGAACAAUGAUCCGUGCCUCGGAAAGCCUUACUGCUGCUGGCUGGAGGUGUGCUAUUGGCACCGUUAACAGGCCAUGUCGUCGUCGUGUCGGCAGACCCUGUAAUUAACAUCAUGAAGGUAAUGAUAAGUAGACAAAGAACAACAGAAAAAUACAUGUUAUUGAGCUAAAUUCAAGUGAUCAUUGCUUUUGCUUAUGUAUAGAACUAUUAAAAAAUACGCUAAAGUAUUUUAACAAACAUUGACUGUUCUAGUCUGGAUAAAUCUUAGAAGACUGGAUGCUUUUGUGUUUGCAUCAAAGUUUCUGUUGUUCUUUACUGUCCUAUUAAAAUGUUUUCAGCCACAUUUCUCAUUUCCUGCAUCCAAACAGACUCGCCAUAUCUUUGUGUCUGUUGCUUAUAGCUUCAGUGGUUUUCAUAAUCUGAUGUUACCAUGCUGUUCAUCCUUUGCCAAUAAAUCAGAGGGAUGCACACCUCAUGACCCCUGACUUCUGUGCA
Messenger RNA from Perca fluviatilis (European perch), 2373 nucleotides. RefSeq names its product eukaryotic translation elongation factor 1 epsilon 1 (gene eef1e1). Gene Ontology annotation, cellular component: nucleus; aminoacyl-tRNA synthetase multienzyme complex; cytoplasm. The transcript has 4 exons. The coding region runs from base 54 to 575 and encodes 173 amino acids. Gene Ontology annotation, biological process: positive regulation of DNA damage response, signal transduction by p53 class mediator. The record is from RefSeq and is a predicted model, not a curated record. Lineage: Eukaryota; Metazoa; Chordata; Actinopteri; Perciformes; Percidae.